Messenger RNA from Alnus glutinosa, 1062 nucleotides. Its product is annotated as DAG protein, chloroplastic-like. The transcript is spliced from 5 exons. Bases 43 to 747 code for a protein of 234 amino acids. The record is from RefSeq and is a predicted model, not a curated record. Gene Ontology annotation, biological process: cytidine to uridine editing; chloroplast RNA modification. Gene Ontology annotation, cellular component: chloroplast. Lineage: Eukaryota; Viridiplantae; Streptophyta; Magnoliopsida; Fagales; Betulaceae.
CCACACGGCAAUCUUUUAUUUCCCAUUUCUCUCAAUCCUCCAAUGGCAAUGGUUAGUCUCUCUCUCGUCUCUAAACCCCUAACCCCUAUCUCUCUCCCCAAACCCUCCGCACCCGCUAUCACUCUCACUCCCACGUAUUGUCUCCGCUUCCGCUACACUAGCCCGCACUUGAACCCCGCCGCCGUCGCCAAAUCUCGGCCGUUCGUUCGAGCAGCAGCCGUUGAUGGGGAGUACUCGGCCAAGAGAAGCAGUGGUAGUAGCAGUGGCGAGCCCAGGGAAACCAUCAUGCUCCCGGGUUGCGACUACAACCACUGGCUGAUCGUGAUGGAGUUCCCCAAGGACCCUGCGCCCACCAGGGAACAGAUGAUUGACACUUACCUCAACACUCUCGCCACUGUGCUGGGCAGCAUGGAAGAAGCAAAGAAGAAUAUGUACGCUUUCAGUACCACCACCUACACUGGAUUCCAGUGCACAGUUGAUGAAGAAACAUCUGAGAAAUUCAAGGGAUUGCCUGGGGUUCUCUGGGUAUUGCCAGACUCAUACAUAGACGUCAAAAAUAAAGACUAUGGAGGGGAUAAGUACAUCAAUGGAGAGAUAAUUCCCUGCAAGUACCCUACUUAUCAACCAAAACAACGUAGUGGAUCAAAAUAUGAAAGUAGAAGGUACGAGAGACGGAGGGAUGGCCCCCCUCCUGAUAAGAGAAGACCCAGACAAGAGGCAACUACUUCAGACUCAGCCUCUGAUUGAGGUUUUUUCAUGUUUGAUCUAGUUCUUAGUCUGAUGGGAGUUGCACUGUAUCAUUCUUCAACAUGUUUCUGUGAACAAUACUGGCAUGGAUAAUUUAGCAUGAGGUCAGAGAAACCUGCUUAUGAAUGAAGUCCAGUGGGGUGCACUGUUGAUGUAUCUCUUGUCAGAUCAACUAAGCAGUUUCAUCUAGAGGAGUAUGUAGGUCUGAUAUAUGAGUAUAGUACAUAAAGGGGAUUUUGAAUUGAUGAACUUAUAUGUAUGCGAUUGGAAUUGUUUUCACAUAUCAAUUUUCUUGCCCUGUCUUCUAUCUUAUCA